AUGGAGAUUAAGCCCAUUCUAAAACCAAGAAUUUUCUCUUCUUCAUCAUCUUCUUAUUCUACUCAAGUAGGCUGGUUUAAUGAGUUAGGAAAGAAAAAAAAGAUUAUCAGUUUACCAUCUAUUGUGCAAGCCGGUGACCCGGUUCUUCAUGAACCCGCCCGAGAAGUCAUGGUUGGAGAAAUCGGGUCGGAGCGUAUCCAGAAGAUAAUUGAUGAUAUGAUUCAAGUUAUGAGAAGACGACCCGGAGUUGGCCUUGCUGCUCCCCAAAUUGGUAUUCCUUUAAAAAUUAUUGUAGUGGAGGAUACUAAAGAAUACAUAGUACAAGAACCAGAAGAAGAGACCAAGGCACAUGACAGGCAUCCUUUUGAUCUUAUGGUUAUUUUGAACCCAAAACUUAGAAAAAAGAGCAACAAGUCAGCAUUGUUUUUUGAAGGCUGUUUAAGGUAUGGAUCAUUUGCUCGCAACAAGGUAUCUAACUUACGUUGUUUUAGUCGGAUCGGCGCUACAGAGCUCCCCAACUAAACCCCCGAAGGCACGACAUUUAAUUGGGAUAAAACUCUGUCCCUUUUACAGGACUCAAACCUGCUCUGUAAAACUUUAUUUGUGAAAUUUUUAGAAAUGUCUUGUCGAUGUCUCGAACUUGAGACCUCAAGCAUUUAAAGCUAGUGCUUAAUCAUUGAACUAUAAUGGAAACUACUAUUUGGAUUAUCUGUACCAUAAUAUAAAAAGCUAUGCAUGAAUAUACAUUAUACAUUG
Messenger RNA from Erigeron canadensis, 756 nucleotides. RefSeq names its product peptide deformylase 1A, chloroplastic/mitochondrial-like. Lineage: Eukaryota; Viridiplantae; Streptophyta; Magnoliopsida; Asterales; Asteraceae. Gene Ontology annotation, cellular component: mitochondrion; chloroplast. Gene Ontology annotation, biological process: peptidyl-methionine modification; N-terminal protein amino acid modification. The transcript is spliced from 5 exons. The record is from RefSeq and is a predicted model, not a curated record. Gene Ontology annotation, molecular function: peptide deformylase activity. The coding region runs from base 1 to 522 and encodes 173 amino acids.